UCUCUCUCUUCACACCUCGGGCUGCCUCACAGCCUUCACGACAGGCGUCAAUGACCGGCGGGGCACUACAGUCUGGCAAGGCUGCGUGUACAAACGUCCAGUCAGCGAGUGACGGUGCUGGAAUGGCCGUGCUCUGAGGUGCAAAGGUCCGGACGAUCUCAGCAAGUAUUUCGAGAUGGCGUCUCUCGUUCACUGCGUGUUGACAGCCGCUCGGCAGAGGACAUCCGCACAGCUCACAAGCUUCGGUGGGAUCACGUCGAAAGUGGCCUGCCGGCUGUUGAGUUCAGCCAUCGACCUUCAACAGGGUGCCCAGCAUCUGUGCCCGAGUCCUGAAGCCCGGAGGACGGCCUGGCAUGGCUGGAGAUCCCUGUCGACGAGCCCCUCCAAGUGCGGCUUAUUUGGGAAGUCCUCGGGGGGCCAGGAGCCCCAGACUUUGGACGACGUGGUGAGCCUCCUAAAACACGGGGACUGCAAAAGGGUCAUCGUGAUGGCGGGCGCCGGCAUCAGCACCCCGAGUGGAAUCCCAGACUUCAGGUCCCCCGGCAGCGGCUUAUAUGACAACCUUCAGCAGUACGACAUCCCGUACCCUGAGGCCAUCUUCGACAUUCACUACUUUCACCAGAACCCCAGGCCCUUCUUCACCCUGGCAAAGGAGCUUUACCCGGGCAACUACCUGCCCAACAGUGCCCAUUACUUCGUCCGACUCCUGCACAUGAAGGGGCUGCUGCAGCGCAUGUACACCCAGAACAUCGACGGACUUGAGCGAUUGGCCGGCGUGCCCCCAGACAAACUGGUCGAGGCCCAUGGGACAUUUGCUUCAGCCACCUGCACCACGUGCCGAAAGUCGUACGCUGGAGAAGACCUGAAGGCCGACAUCUUUGCGGACCACGUCCCAAAGUGUGCCACCUGCAGAGGGGUCAUCAAGCCGGACAUCGUGUUCUUCGGAGAGGAGCUCCCCCAGCGCUUCCUGCUCUUUCUGACCGACUUCCCCUUGGCUGACCUGCUUAUCAUCAUGGGCACGUCCCUGGAGGUUGAACCUUUCGCCAGCCUAGCGGGUUCGGUGCGGAGCUCAGUCACCCGUGUCCUCAUCAACCGGGACGCCGUCGGACCCUUCGCUUCGCCCUCGCGCCGCUUCAACGACGUGCUGGAGCUGGGGGACGUGAUCGGCGGCGUGGAGAAGUGCGUCUACAAGCUGGGCUGGAAGGCCGAACUCGACGAGUUGAUGGCGGCUGAAAUGAAGAAGCUCAAGAACUAAAAGCACAGAGCCGAUCCGAGCCACGGGGACUUUGGUGAAGUGACGGGGGUCUGGAAACCUGACGGCGGGCUGGCAACGGAGGACUGAAGAACCACGGCGGCUGACCCCAAAUGGGAGAGCCCCCAUUCAGUGUCCAUAUGUGCGGCAGUACAGCGCCCCCUAGGGGGUCACACCAGCCCAAAGGAGCUUAAAGGGGACAAAACACAAUAAAACAUCAUGGGGUCUUUGGA
This is a messenger RNA of Erpetoichthys calabaricus (reedfish), 1485 nucleotides long. RefSeq names its product sirtuin 3 (gene sirt3). Gene Ontology annotation, molecular function: NAD+ binding. Lineage: Eukaryota; Metazoa; Chordata; Cladistia; Polypteriformes; Polypteridae. The record is from RefSeq and is a predicted model, not a curated record. Bases 176 to 1255 code for a protein of 359 amino acids. The transcript has 8 exons.